AUGAAUGAUCAGACAGGUUUACCGUCGACAGCUUUGACUGUCGAUCAUAACUUAACAUUAACACUUCUCAGUAAUCCGGCAUUUGAUUCAAUCGAAUUAAUCAACAAUUGUAGUGUGGCACUACAAUACACAUUCGUUGAACCUAUUUUCUACUUAUAUCUCAUGUCUCCAUUAUGUAUUAUUGGUCUUGUCUUAAAUGUUAUUAAUCUCAUCGUUUUCUCGGAUCGUUCAUUUAAGAAUUUAACAUUUAAAUACUUACGUUUGAUCGCCUUUGUUGAUUGUAUUACAUGCAUAUUAGUAUUCAUUUACUGUAUUACGAACUAUACACAGCCACGAACAUUCAAUGAUAAAUACUUUCGUAUAUGGUAUUUGGUCAAUGUAUACUUUCCUAUGGCGAACAUAACAGCAGCUUGUAAUGUUCUAUUAACUAUAACGGUGACAAUCGAACGACUUGUCAGUGUACGUUGGCCAAUGUCAAAACAUCGAUUAUUCAAUCCAAAUCGUGUGUUGUUAACCUUAAUCAUUUGUUUUCUAUUUCCAAUUCUUGCAAAUUCGGUUAACUUUCUUGUAUAUAAAGUUGACGGAUGCAAUAAUCUCGAUGUAACGAUGAUUGCAAAAACCAAAGCUUAUAAAUAUUUCAGCAUAUGUAAAGAAGUUAUUCUUCGUUUUAUUCCAAUCUGCAUACUGAUAUUUUCGAACUGUUUGUUACUGUCAACUGUACAUGCUGCGAACAAAAAAUUCAAGCCGACGAAGAAAUCUCAUAACUCGUUAACUGUGACCACAACAUCAAUUUCACUUCAGCCAUCGUCAAAUGGUUGCGAUACAAAAUCUAUUAAUAAAUACAUUUCGGAAUCACAAUCUCAAACCGAUAGUCUUCUACCGAUCUCACCUGAAGAAAAUACCAACGGGCAACAACGUGCAUCAUUUGUGUCGACAAAUUCGAAAAGUCGAAUGCAUAUUCGAAAACAGCAACAAGAAAAACAGCUGACAAUUAUGCUCGUUUGGUUAUCAACGCUUUAUCUAUGUGGACAAAUUCCAAUGUUAUUCGCUUAUCCAAAUUUUGUUUUCAAAGAUACAAGCAAAGCUGCAUAUAAAUAUUAUGCAUUAGUUGUUAAUCUUUUGGAAUUAGUCACAUAUUUGGCUAAUUUUUUUAUCUAUGUGAAAUUCACCACACAAUACCAACAAGUUUUUCGUACAAAAAUCAAAAAAUUAUUUUUCUGUUUCGUUAAAACGUCUUAA
Messenger RNA from Adineta ricciae, 1239 nucleotides. Lineage: Eukaryota; Metazoa; Rotifera; Eurotatoria; Adinetida; Adinetidae. The record is from the annotation of a GenBank genome assembly.